This is a messenger RNA of Opisthorchis viverrini, 4779 nucleotides long. RefSeq lists its product as hypothetical. Lineage: Eukaryota; Metazoa; Platyhelminthes; Trematoda; Opisthorchiida; Opisthorchiidae. Gene Ontology annotation, biological process: regulation of transcription by RNA polymerase II. Gene Ontology annotation, molecular function: chromatin insulator sequence binding. The record is from RefSeq and is a predicted model, not a curated record. The coding region runs from base 67 to 4779 and encodes 1570 amino acids. Gene Ontology annotation, cellular component: chromosome. The transcript has 3 exons.
AUCUCAACUGUCCAAAAAACCAAGUGAAACGUGUACCUCCAAUAUUCCGGUACAUACUUACGGUUGAUGAUGGAAUUCAACUCCUCAGGCAAUACGUACCCGAAUGGUUAUUUUAUUGCCUCUCAAGACGGUCAACACUUCAGUCAUGUUCCAUCGGAUUCUAUCAAAGAUCUUUUAACUCGUCAGUUCAUAGUGUAUUACAUCGACUAUGGAACGCCGCUGAAUUCGAUAACAGCAGAAGGGUCUGGAACCAACCAUCAGCUUUCUGGUAUACUCCCUGAAGCGCCCUCCAGUGUAGUACUUUUGGACAAUCACCCUGCGCAGAAUGUAAGGGGUACUUCAAGCGAGAUAAUCUCAACCUCCCAGUUGGUUGUUCACCAGCCCGUUGACUUGGAUGGCGUUCUGCUUCCUGCCUACGAUGCGUUGCAGUCUGAUGGGGCCGUUACCUCGCUUCCUGACGCCCCCAAACCUUUUUCGCGUUCCUCUGCCCGGAGGAAGCCUGUCCAGCGGGCCUGUCCGAUAUGUAAUGAAGUAUUCAGUACUAAGAAGACCUACACACUUCACUUGAGUAAACACGAAGAGGGAAAACCUUAUAGAUGCCCUCAUUGCCCACAAAGCUUUAACUAUUCAACCAACCUUACCAUCCAUGUUGCCCUUGAAAAGGCAUCUGACCCACCUUACAAAUGCCCUAUUUGUCAACAGCUGUGUUCCCGCCUCUCGGCAUUUAAGUCACAUUUGCUGCUUCAUCAGGUGGAUGAUCAACUGCAAUGUCCAAUCUGUCAAAGUUCAUUUACAACGCAAUGCUUGUUAGAUGCCCACACGAAAACAGAACACCAGAAUCCAGCGAAUCAACCAGAUCCAGUCUACCGUUGUAGAGUUUGCCAAGCAGCUUUGCCUACCAACGGACAGUUGCGUAAGCACUACUUACUACACCAUGCAUCUCACCGUACAGCCACACGCCAUGUGUCCCCUGUACGAAGCCGUAUUCCUUCCGCCACUGCGGAGUCUAAUCCACAACUAGAGACGUCCCAGCAACAAAAUUCCUUUCGUCGUAGCAAGACGGAAGCUCUGUCGUUUCUUACCCGUGUAUUGGCUCCAAAAAAGUCUCUUCAUGAUGUGCUAACAGGCGAUAGCCUAAUUCAACGAGUUGAGCUGGAUUCUUCAACUCUGCCUGUGUCACCGAUACCGCUCCGUAAUCCACGACGAAGGAAAUUUAAGAGAGGCGGUUCAUUAAAAGGUCCAUUGUACAAGUGUCCAGUAUGUGGGCAGAAGUUCACUCAUCUCACCAGGGCAAAAAUGCAUACAUUGCAUCAUGUAAACAAGAAGCCUUUCGAAUGUCUAAUCUGCCACCUCCGGUUCGCUGAAAAGUCAUCUGCAAGAGCUCAUGUUAUCCGUCACAAUCGUCCACUCUCCCGAUCAGUUUGUCCAAUAUGUCAGCGAACUUUCAUCCGACAAAGUGCCUUGCUCAAACAUCUGAAAAAUCAUCAUCAGGAGUACUCUUUCGAGGUUCUUGGUCCCGACCGAUGGACUACUGAAUGGGUUUUACAGGAAAGCCAUCCACAAUCCAACACAAUUAUACCGCCUCUAACGUCAGCAUCUGUUACUGGACUCCACAACCAGGAACCCAGCCCUGCUUAUGCUCAGUUUUCCGUCAGCACAGCACUGAUUCCCUCUCAGCUGCCUGUAGGUGAAGCCGUGGAAAUUGUUGAACUCAACAGCGUUCCAGGUCAACAGAACAUUUCUCGUCAAGUCAUCAAUUCACCUUCCAAGCCGUUCCAGUGUGAUGUUUGUAAAAAAUCGUUUUCUCGUUCCCGAACUUUAUCUGUCCAUAUGCUGCGUCAUCCUUCAAUCUCUCUUCCCUAUUCAUGUUUCCAAUGUCCGCUGAGGUUUUCCACAUCGGCAGAACUGAAAUAUCACCUACGUGACCAUAUAUUACGCACCAGUUCACGAUUCAAUAUAAUCCGACAGGAACAAUCGCGUUCGAGCGAUGGUCCGUUGAAAUGGGAUCGCGCCUCUCAUCGUUUUGUCAACAUCAGACGCAACAAACGCAGACCUUUCAAAUGCCUCGAUUGUCCUAAUUCAUACCGGUCGAAAACGCAUUUGGAAUACCAUAUCAGGCAACGACAUCGUCUCGAACUGGCCCCUUAUGUAUGUCACACGUGUCAUAAACGUUUUGUCACUGAGAGCAGACUACGCCAACACGCCAACUCAGUACACAAUAAUACAGUGAAGCCGAAUUACGUCUGCCUUCUAUGUGCCGCGUCUUUUUCAUGUAGGAGUUCACUGAAGCGCCAUAUGGUGAUCCAUUCGGGUGAGAGACCGUACAAGUGCACGGUUUGUCACAAGUUGUUUAAGUUCUAUGCAUCAUGUCAGCGACAUAUGAAACUACAUCUAGAUAACACGCAGGGUUCCGAUGCUUGUUCCUUUCGGUACUCCCCGGCGAAUCAAUAUGACCCGUGUGCGAUUUCUAACAUGACGGACGACGUGGGUACAACUAUUCACCAUCAGCAAACACAGCAUAUUGUCGAUUUAGACCAAGAGUUUGUACAGAACGUAUCGUCUCAGUUGUGCUCAAUCGUUCCUGCGCAAAUAUGUCUCGUGCCGGUGAGUAGUCCAUUUAAUACCAACCAAAACUGCACUUCUAACGACUGCAUUAUCCAAUCGGUCAAUAUGGAUAGUUGUGCUCCUUCUGGAUUAUCUUUGACUGUAGAUUAUGCUAAAAAGUUCGGUCAGAAUUCAGCCCAGUUUUGUUGUGAGGACCUUGGACACGAUUCUCCUCGGGGAGUGCUUUACUCUGAACAACCGGUGGCAACUUGUUUUCAUUCUGACGGAAACGAUCCGGAUUCUGUUGAUAUCUCGUUACAUCAUAUCAUGCCGCAGUACUGUACCAGCCAUCCAAAUCCCGUAUUGGCAACUACUCUAAAGCACUUGGUGCCCCCAGCCCACUGCUUGCCUUCCGCGGAUGGAUAUCAGAAAAUUGACACUGCUAACAGCACUGCGGCUCCCAAUUAUUCUGAUUUCGUUCCCCCGAUGUUGUCUCAGGUGGCUGCCAUUACGGAUGAAGCAAAACAGAUGAAUUCGGUCGACGUUACCGUUCUCGAAUCACCUGAACAGGCACAACUCCAACCACCAACGUCAGCCGCCACAAAACUUGACACAAACAAUGAAUCCUGUCAAAAUCCUGAUUCCGGUACUGCUGGAUGUCACUCAUCGGUUGAAGUUAUGUUGUUUGGCUGCGGUUUGUGUUCACAAUCUUUUGACACAGCCGCUCAACUACGGCUGCACGUGGAUACCUCGCAUGCCAUACAACCUAAACCGUUCGCGUGUGAUAGCUGUCAGUUGUCUUUUGUCAGUGAAACUCUUCUCUUGGCUCAUAAAACCAUCCAUUUUGAACCACAAGGUGAAUUGCAAACUCACCGUUGUCCCAGCUGUCCAUUGGCAUCCUUUAACAACAAAUCUGCUUUGACGCGACAUAUACUUGCCUGUCAUCCUUUGCCAACUCCUGAUAGAUUCAGAUGUACAUCCUGUGAUGCUCGAUUCAGGCUACUUAGAUCUCUCGUGGCUCACAUCGCUAAAUUCAAAAACGGACUUAGUGGUGGAUGUUCGAAAAUCCCCAAAAUGGCAAACAGGAUCCGUGCGAAACACCAGAAAGCAGGAGAGAACAUGGAUCCGGAGUUGUUGAAAGUACGCUAUGGGCUUCCCGAGGGGCCAGCGCCGGAUCUUGGUUCAUCCGAAAAAAUUUCGACAACGUCGGAUUAUGGGGCCGAACCUUCGAUAUCCAAUAAAGAUGUCACAGAUCAGAGACGCAAAGCGAAUUCCAUGUGCCCAAUCUGUAGCAAGGAAUUCAAGCUAACUUCGGAUUUGAAGCGGCACAUGUGGACACACACUUUCGCUCGUCCAUUUCGGUGUAACAAAUGCAACUCGCAAUUUACGAGGCACUCGCGUCUUCGUCAUCAUAUCCAGCGUGUUCACGCCUUGGAAGAUGUCACCACAAUUUCGGUCGAAGUUGAUGGAAUAUCCCUUCAGAUCAGCCGGGUUUGCGCAAAUGGUUACAUCUGUCAUACUUGUGGUGAAAAAUGCUCAUCCAUAACCGAGUUGCGCUCACACCUGCAGCUGCACGUUGCAAAACGACAAUUUUAUUGUCACCGGUGCAAUGUUAGUUGUGCCACACCUGCAGAAAGACAGACGCACCAACUCCAUUGUAACGUGCUUUCUCAGUCGCAUUCGGAAACGUCCGUUGAUCUCGUGGAUGACUUGACACCUUAUGAUGGCGCUUCGACACGUCAGUGUAUUGAUUCCAAUCAAGCGAAUAACUUCAUGGUACCCAGUGCUCACAUUUCGAAUGCUUCGGAGUCCACCCAGGUUCAGAUUGGGUGCUCCAGUGGGGAACCCGGGACAAGUGGAACGCAUGACUCCCAUUUUUUCUCAACUGAGCUCCUUGCUGCUUGUACCCAGAGCAUUACGCCAGCCGUAGUUCACAACGGCCCAAAAUCUUCCCAAAUUGAUCCGACACAUUCUCAGAAUUCGGACGAUACCGUCCAAAACGUCGUAGAAUUUGCUCCAGAUGCACCGGAGAGUAAUACAAUCAGCGACAACAACCUGCAGCCUUAUGAUAUGUUCAAACAACCGGUAUGUACCGAUGACGUAUCCUACAAGUGCCCUCCAACCUUCCACACAGUACCGGUUAUCCAAAGGGGCCGGUGUAGAAAGCGCCCGUCUGUUCCGAUGUUCUACAUGCCACAUGGAGUUCAGUCGACGUCCCUCUCUUACCCGACAUGA